Messenger RNA from Chironomus riparius, 1243 nucleotides. Lineage: Eukaryota; Metazoa; Arthropoda; Insecta; Diptera; Chironomidae. The record is from the annotation of a GenBank genome assembly.
GUUAUUGUCGAAUACGAGUGACCACAUCUUUGCUGGUAAUAAGCAGCAUAAAACCUAUGUGUACGUAAACGUAACAAAAACAAAAAACACUGAUCGCUAAGCUAGCUCUAUUUAUUAAAAUGGAACUGAACUACUUAAUUAACAUAGUUAAUGACUUGACAAACAGAUUUGAGCACCCAAAACUACAGUUUGAGCAUGAAUUAAAGAAGGAAUUAGUCAAUUUGAAUGAUUUUGAGAAGAAAAUUGUAAGGAACAAAAUAAAUUCCAUAAGCUACAAUAUUGGUGCCUUAAAUGUUCUGAAAAUCCUUAAAGAAUGUGAUGUAUGCUCAAUUAGUGAUUAUCUUGAAAGCAUAAAUGAUGAGUUUGAGAAGCUUCAAAUUGUUACAGAGAUUCUGGAUGAUGAAGACAGUUACAUUCUUUUUGAGGAACUUAUUAAAAGCAAUAGAUUUGAUAAUUUGAUUGAUUUGUCAAUUAGGAACUAUGUCAAUGAUUUAAUUCAUCGACAAGACAUAAUCCAGAAUGAGAUCAUCAUGUCUACACAUAAGCUAUUGACUGGAGAUCAUUUCGUUAAAUGUAUUUUGCCAAAAUUCUUAAAUACUUUAUUUCAUCUGGAUUUUAAGAACCCGAAAGAACUUAUUGAAGCUGUAAGCAGCCAAAAUGAAUGGAAUUUAGAGUUUGGAAGUUUUCGAGUUCUUCGAAAUGUCAUCGACAAUGUUAUGCCUUUAUACAAUACCUUUAUUGUCAAGGAAAUUUGUAGUUUAAUUAAUAGUGAGAAGAAUAUUUGCUGGUUCUUUAUAUUAAUGGUGGUUAAUUUCAUUAAAGAUGAGCAUGAAGGAUAUGUUGAGUUGAAAAAUUUAAUCUAUUCGCAAAUAACGGCAUUUUGUGAGACUAACAGCUUAAGCAGCCUCUAUAAAUCAUUGAUUCUUGCCAGACAGCUUUAUCAUUACACGGACAAUAAAAAGAAGCUAAGUUAUCAACAAUGGAUUAAGAACAAUAUAGGAGACCUGAAUUACAGGCUUAAAAACAAAUCAGUAUUUACAGACAUCAUGUCCAGUCUUGAGAACUUGAUUCCAUUUGAAAAUGAUCUGGAUGUUGUCAAAAUUCACAUAUCUGUCCAAAUUUCAGCACCCAGUAAGGAAUAUAGCAAUGUUUUGGCAUAUAAGCAACUGCUAAGGUCCCGAGAGGAAGUUCUACUUAGAGAUAAUACUCAAUUAAGUCAAAUGUUUUCUGAAUAAAGCUUUAG